UAAUUAUUUUUGAUGGUCAACACUCAGUUCAUUGUCAAUACAGUUCCUGUAAAGGUUGAGGAAAACAUCAAAUGGAUGAAGUUGGAAGAGACUUCUUUGGCUUUUGUUACUCUAAGCACCAACAUCAGAUAUGAUCUUCUCCCAAUGGCUCCCUAGUAUGUAGAGAAUCUUUGGAAUUGCAGAGAAUUUUUUAAGCUCUAGUUUAUUCUGAAGAUUCCAAAUCUUGUUUUUUAUGCCCUUCUGGAUAUUGCCAAUGCCUACAUUAGUUGUGCUUCCUGGAUCUCAACCUCUUUCUCUGGUAACUCCACAUUCUGCUGCAAUGUAAUCGAAUCAGUGUUACAAGAACUCCCUGUCACUUUCUUGGCACUGUUUACAGUCUCUGUGGUUCUCCAAGUCUCUGUCCUUUGUCAGCUCACAUGCAUUUCCACAGUCACCCACUCUCAUACACAGAUACUUGCUAGCAGUUUUGAUUCCAACUAUCAGAGAAUUGAACUAGUUCUAUGUGCUUCUGUCUUCCAUCUUGUUCCCUCAUUCUAAAUCAUGCUUUUAAAAUAAAAAUUGCAGCUUUAUUUUUUAUUUUUAUUUUUUUCAGUUUUACUAAGAAGUGGAAGGAGAUUGAGGAAUAAGUAGGAAAUAUGGUGGGAGUUAAUAACCAAAGUAUGUCAUAUGCAUGUACAAAUACACCAAAAUAAAACCCACUACUUGGUAUAACUAAAAUAUACUAUGAAAGUCUCAGAUAAUAAAUCAAAUUUCAGUGUACAUUGGGAGAUUCGUAUUUUCAAAAUGUUAUAAAGGAGAGCUUUUAUAUAAGUUACUGAGACUGUUAUUGAGCACAAAUAUACUUUAAAGCCUUAUAAAUAGAGUAAUAGCAAAAAUCACCUGUAUAAAGAGAAAAGUCAAGCAUAUAUAGAGAAGUAUCACAUUAUUACAAAGUAUCACAGAAUAAAUAUUUGAAUUAAAAAUCCUGGCAUGAUUAUUUUUAUAAAAAUAUAGCAUAAAGAAACAUGAAGAUUGCUAAAGAAAAGAAAAAAAAAUCCUUUCAGUUUCUUUGGAUGAGCCAUAAUAAGGGAAAAAACUAGCUCAUGUCUGUAGCAUUAAAAGAGAAUUUAAAUUAACAAGCCAGUGAUAGGAGGUGGAGUUAAGAUUGCAGAUAGAUAACAGCUGGCUACAGUGGCUCCAUGAGAUAGUCAACUUAGAACUCAACAUAAUACAACAUGGGGAGCCCUGAACAGAGGGAGAGGAAUUCUCUUGUCCCAAGGAGAAACUAAGGUGAGAAAAAUGAAUCGAACAUACACUCCUGGCUGUCUGUGCUACCAUGCAGCCCUGAGUGCCUCCGGGCCGCCAGUGACACAGGCCAUCCCCACACCACCGCCUCCAGCCACCACCUCUGACUCAAUCACCAGGGGCCCAACAGAGGCUGGGAGAGUGAAAUGACUCAGCAUCCACCGGCUGCCCCUGCCCCCGCCACCACCACUGCCUCCCUGGAUCCAGGCCCUGUACAGGAGGGAAUGAGGAAGUGGGCGGGUUGCAGUCCUGUGGGCUUGGGACCGCAUUGCUGGGAUGCAUUGCCACCUUCGCACUUGCUGCUCACACGAGGACCCGAGCCCAUGGUGUUGGCGCUGAGCAGGCACCUGCCACCCGAGCACCCCUAAGGUUCCAGGGGUGUAUGUGUAUUUGCCACUGCCAGGCCUGUGCGACUGGAGCCCCACAGAGCCACCACCACUGCUGCUGCUGCCGCCUCUGCUCCCUCGGCUGCCUUCCUGGAUCUGGGCCGCAUCACAGAGGGCAUGAGGAGAAGGACGCAUUGCAGCACCAUGGGCAUGGGAACGGGCCUGCUGAGACGCAUCCCCACCUUCGCACUCACCACUUGUGCGAGGACCCAAGCCCACGGCACCAGUGCUGAGCAGGCCUCCACCACCUGAGCGCUCCAGAGGUCCCUGUGUGGUUGAGUGUGUCUUUGCCACCACCAGGCUCACAUGACCAGAGCCCUAUGAGCCGCUGCCAUGAAUGGAGCCCAGAGAAACUACUUCUGAAAAUACCUCUUCAGACAAUAAUCAAAAAUAUAGAACCAGAACUUUCCAGUUUCCUGCUGUGAUCAACCAGCUUUGGGGAAUUGGGCCUGCCUGCCUGCUCCCUGAAUUCUGGACUGGGCAGCCUGGAGUGAGUGUCCCCACACCAUCCCAAGCCCCUGGGAGGGAGUUUAAGAUAUCUCAGGUAACAGCAAUUUGGGGAGAGCAGCAAUUUCCCAGUUAGCACGCUUUGGAAAGACCCUAAGCAAUACAGAGAGGGCCAGAGACCCCCUAGACACAUCUGUCUGAAAGAAACCAGAAACAUGACAAGAGAUAGAAAUAAAAAAAAAUUCCAGCCACUGACCCUGGAAAAAUAAGCCCAGGAGAGAUAAAUACAGAAGAGAAACAGUGCAGUAAUCAUGCAAUAUUAGAUACAGCUUCAGUGGACAUAAAUACCUUCAUGAUCUCAUAGACAAAUUUAAAACAUUACUUCUGAUCCAAGUGAGGCAAGAUAUAAAAAGAUUAAUUAAAGAAAUGAUAAGCCCCUCCCAAGAGAACACAGGUGGAAGAAUGGAGGAACUCAGAAAAGGAAGAGAAACCUUUCAUGAAGAAUAUAAACAAAAUCUAGAAUACAUGAAACAGAUCCAAAAAGACCACCAGGAAAUUAAAAACUCCAUUGAAAGUUGGCAAAAUGACUUGACAGAAAUUAAAGUUAGCCUUUUGAAACUUGAAGAGAUUUAUGGUGUGUGAUCAUGAAGAAAAGAUCUCUUAAAAAUAACAAGGAACCAGGAAGAAACAAUUCAAAGGCUAGAAGAUGACAAGAGGAUUUAUAACUUAAGAAUAAAAAAUGUGAGGGAAGAAGCAGGAGUAACUACAAAUGAACUACAAAAAAUAUUCACAGAUAUAAUUAAGGAAAACUUCCCAAGCAUAGAAAAAAGAAAUGAUAUCCAGAUAAAUGAGGCAUACAGAACUCUAGCUACCUACAACCAAAACAGAUCUACACCCAGACAUAUAAUAAUCAAAAUUCCAGAAAUACACCACAAGAACAGAACACUAAAAGCAGCCAGAGAAAAGAAGCAGAUUACCUGUGAUGGAAAAAUUAUCAAAAUAAUGAUGGACUUAUUGCCACAAACUCUCAAAUUGAGAAGAGCCUGGGGGGAAAUAGUCCAAGUCCUGAAAGAAAUAACCUCCAACCAAGACUGACGUAUCCAGUAAAAGUCUCUCUCUCAAAAUUAAUGGAGAAAUAAGAUAUUUCCAAGACAAGGAGGAACUGUGGGAGUUCAUGGUCACCAACCUAACCCUACAAAAAAUACUGAAGGACAUUCCAGGGAAAGAGAGGAAAAAAAAUACCAGGAUUCCAGCAACAGUGACAGAGAGGCCUCAGUGAACCAGGCAGACAGUGGAAUGAAGGAGUAAACUGGACAAAUAAUGACUGAAGAAUAAAAUAGCAGAAAUGAGAAAGAGACAGUAAGCUAUAAUCUUUAAUAUAGAUAGCCCUGACACACUAACAAAAAAAGAAACACAAGCAGAGUAGACUAGGAGGCAGGAUCCAUUGAGAUGUUCUGAAUAGGAGAUACACUCAGCCUGAAAGAGGGUUAAUAAACUGAGUCAAAGAUGAGAAAACAAUGCUAUAUGUGACAGGAAACCAGAGAGAAAUAGGGACAACUCGUCCAGCAGCCACAGAUAGACUGCAAAGCUAUGACACUUUUGAGCAUUUUAGAACCUCACAGCUAGAAGGAAGGAAAGCCUUGUGACUUUAUUAAGUAAAGGAGCACAGAUCAAGAUCAAGCUCAGGGGUAAAAAGGUUUAGCAACACUCAGGUAGAUAACAGGUUGGCCCCCUAAUCUAAAAACUAAAAGAGCUAGUGGGACCCAAAAUAAACAAAGCACCCUGAGAGAGGGAAAAGGGAGUAAUUGUCUAAAAAAGGAAGGCAGAGAACAUUGUUAAUAGUGCAUUAGGAUUUAAAAGUCACAGUAGUCUUGUUGCUCUUUUUAGAUUGAUUUUAUUUUGUUCCAGUCUGUCUACCCAUGUUACAUUUGAGGGCACAGACAGCUAACCCAAAAAUAGCAGGUUAUAUCAUGGUAACUAUCUUUAAUUUCCUAUUAACUUAGACUGAAACCCUGUGUUACUUACAUUGUCUUACUAUGACUGAUCUUAUUUGAAGCUGGUUCGUUAGAUCACUGUUUAGCCUUGACUGAUUUCAUUCGAAUAUGAUAUCCUUGAUGGUAUUAAGUCUUGGAAUGGAGACAACUAUUCUGAAGAUGACAAGAUGAAAAAGAUAUCCAUUCUGGUUUUGAUUAUUAACUGUUUUCAAGUCCUACAAUAUCUUCAAAGUUGUGUUUUUAAUAAAAUAGCUAUGUAACGUUAUGUUCAAUUAUAUUAUGCCUGAUGAUGUGGACAAUUCUAUUGAAAAUAACAAGAGAAAGCAUAAUAAUACUGUAGAUCACCUAAUAUUGUGGUCCUAUAUGUCUUUUUCAUUUCACGUUUUCCUAGGAAUUUAUUUUGUUGUUUUGUUUUCAUCUGUUUUUCCCUAUAAUACUGAAAGGAUAGAUACACAUGUAGAGAGUCACACAUGGGAAGAAUUUCUAAACUGUUUACAGGAACAGAUUAUAUAAUACACAAUGUAAUGAACGGAUGUUCUGAAGAAGAGACACUAGAAACCCAGUGCUAAUUCUGUAGCAUUAUGAUAUAAAAUCUAGCAAUACUAUUAUUCACUGUUCAGAGUGAUAUUAGUCUAGACUCAUGUUCAAUUUCAGCAUACAUAAAGAUAAAGACAGGUACUACCAAGAGACUGAGAAACAUUAUGGUAGACAUUAUGGAUUUUCCCCAAAUCAGGUCUUGAAGACCUAAAAAGCCUUCAUCAUCCUGUAAUGAUCUGAUUAGUUCUAUAAUUUCCAGUAUAUAUUCAAUGUGUGUGAAGAUGGAGACUAUUUGGAAGAAAACUAGAGACAAUAAGAUAGACAAUGAAGAUUUUCAGAGGACUUGCUUUGAAAACUAUGUUUCUUUAAAUUGUUUCCUUAUAAACUGUUUUGUUCUGUUUUUCCAUGUUUAAUCUUACCCUCUUUAAGAUAAAAAACAAAUUUGUGAGACUGAUAACCAUAUUACUAAGUUCUUGUUGGAUCAUUGAGCAGAACUGUUUGCAGGGUCAUUGUUUGACUAUCACUUUGUAUGCUUUAAUUUUGUAACUCAAGCAACUAUUUCUAAGAUGAUGGUAUGUAACUUAUCGACUGGUGAUUUCUUACUGUUUAUUUUUCUGAAAUUCUGUAUUGUUUCUACCCUUUUUAUCUGUUUUUUUUUCUUUAAAUAAAAAAACAAAAAACCAAGCCCAUGAUAAAAUAGAUACUUCUGUUAACUCUAAGAGAAUCUGAAUGAUUUAACACUUUAAAAGGGAGAAAUGGUAUGCAUCUUAGUCAAAUAAAUUAGAUUCAUUAGCAGGAAUCAAUACAGGAUGAAAGGCACUCAUCAAAGCUUCAUAUAUUGUAGUGUAAUGACUCACUGACAUUCCUAAUACCUCUUCAUUAAAUGUUGUUUUGUCUUCAUCUCCAGAAGAUGCAUCAGUUACAUGGAUGCAGAGAACUAUACAGGUGCAUCACAAUUCCUUCUGCUGGGCCUCUCAGAUGAUCUUAUAUUGCAACCUCUUCUCUUUGCACUGUUUCUGUCUUUGGACCUGGUCACAGUGCUUGGGAACCUGUGCAUCAUCCUGGCCACCAGCUCUGACUCCCACCUCCACACCCACAUGUAUUUCUUCCUCUGUAACCUAUCCUUUGUAGACAUCUGCUUCACCACCACCACAGUCCUAAAGAUGCUGGUGAGCAUUCAGACACAGAAUCGAGGCAUCUCCUAUGUAGAGUGCCUCACUCAGGCAUAUUUUUAAAAUACUUUUGCUGGAAUAGAUAAUUUUCUACUGACUGUGAUGGCUUAUGACCACUUUGUGGCCAUCUGCCACUCCCUGAACUACACGGUUAUCAUAUGAACCUAACUAUGUGGACUACUGGUCCUGAUCUCUUGGAUUAUCAUCCUCUGGGUCUCUCUGAUUCAUAUUCUACUCAUGAAGCAACUGGCCUUUUCCAUAGGAACUGAAAUACCUCAUCUCUUCUGUGAACUGGCUGAGGUUCUCAAGGAGGCCAGAUCUGAUUCCCUCAUCAGUAUCAUCUUCUUAUAUGUGGCAACUGUCCUGUUAGGUGGACUUUCUGUCACUGGUAUCCUCUUUUUUUACUCUCAAAUCUUGUCUCCUUUAUUAAGGAUGUCUUCUUCUGUGAGCAGGUAUAAAGCAUUUUCCACCUUUGGGUCUCACUUCUGUGUGUUCUCCUUGUUCUAUAGAAGAGGAAUUGGGAUUUGUCUCAGUCCUGCUAUGACCCUUUCUCCCCAAAGUGGCACAGUGGCUUUUGUGAUGUACACUAUGGUGACCCCCACACUGAACCCCUUCAUCUACAGUCUGAGGAACAAGGGUAAGAAUGGGGCCUUGGGAAAUCUCAGCAGAGCAGCCUCUGGUCCUUCAUGGAUCACUAACCUUAGAAAAAAGUGAAUGUUAUGACCUUUGAGGGAAGUGUGAGUUUCAUUUUGUAACUGGGUUAUGUUGUAGUUAUGUUUAGUUUCUCCUGUCCCUUAUGACUCUGCU
This is a messenger RNA of Cavia porcellus (domestic guinea pig), 6627 nucleotides long. RefSeq names its product olfactory receptor 7D4. Gene Ontology annotation, biological process: G protein-coupled receptor signaling pathway. Gene Ontology annotation, molecular function: G protein-coupled receptor activity; olfactory receptor activity. The record is from RefSeq and is a predicted model, not a curated record. The transcript has a single exon. Gene Ontology annotation, cellular component: plasma membrane. NCBI's taxonomy places the organism in Eukaryota, Metazoa, Chordata, Mammalia, Rodentia, Caviidae.